Messenger RNA from Solea senegalensis (Senegalese sole), 4300 nucleotides. Its product is annotated as photoreceptor outer segment membrane glycoprotein 2-like. NCBI's taxonomy places the organism in Eukaryota, Metazoa, Chordata, Actinopteri, Pleuronectiformes, Soleidae. Gene Ontology annotation, biological process: visual perception. Bases 2110 to 3210 code for a protein of 366 amino acids. Gene Ontology annotation, cellular component: membrane. The record is from RefSeq and is a predicted model, not a curated record. The transcript is spliced from 4 exons.
ACAGAUGGACUUAGCGCUCAGAUCUUCAGAGGAGUAAACCUGUUUGUGUGCCUCGUGUUGUUGUUGUUGUUGCUCGGGAACGAACACAAAUAAAGAGGCGUUAUCUCAAAGUCAAGCGUUGACAGAAUGUCAGUCAUUCUGCAGCAGGAACAAUUAGAACACACGUUAUGGAUUAGCUGUCUGUGCUCUGUUUGCUCUUCUCCCACAUCUGUGUGCGGUUCGAUUUCCUCUCAGUGCACUGUCCCUGGAAUAAAGAAUAUAAGGAAAUGACCUGCUGAGUUCUCUGGGGUAUUAAACAUAAAUCAGCAUGUCGUCUUGUGAUGGGGCUUUCUCACUUCCAUUUACAGCCUUUACUGACUCGUGUGACAAAGUUCCUCUGGAGACAGACUUUUUCUGAUUUCACCUCCUUAUCACCUUAUCUCUGGUGAGUUUGAAGUUCGAGAUUGAGGGUGUGAUGUUGAAUAUUGUCACUGCUUAUGUCCCCACAAGUUGGUUGUCAGUUGGGAGACAAAAGGAGUUCUGAAGUAAGUGGUAGUGUAAGUGGGGAUUGGAGGGGAGUCUGGAGGAAGGGGCCUGGACCUUUUGAAUUCAAAAUGUAGCUCCAUCCCUACCUUUAAAGAGAGGAAUGUUAUCAUUAUGGUCUGCUGUGGCUGAGUCACUGUUCGUGAUCGGUCAUACAUCAGUCAUACGCGCCAACUCCAGAGGCUCGUUAGUGUCACCUGCAGACCAUAAUGGCCGCUGGAACAAGGACACUAAAGUGAUCAACGGGAACAUUAUCUGGAACCUUGAAGUCAUUAUGAUUAUAAUGACGGAUCGGAAUCAGUCAUCCUGGCUGAAGUAUGAUACAGUCACUUGUCUUAAGGGUGCACACCUUCACGUGUCCACGAUCAACUGGCAGGAAGUGUAAAACUUUGGCAGAAAGAGUUCAAAACGUUUAAUGUUCAGUAUGUUAUAGACAGAAGAGAAGAGGCCAUGCAUGUGUGUGUGAGAUACAGAGAGUGGAUUUGCUGACUGGUCCGGUGGCUGCAGUAACGUUCCCCGCUUACACAAGCUACUUUGGCACGCGUUAAUCCACUAAUCUCACUCUCAGUUAACAUUUCAUUGGCUGAUGUGUGCGUUGAAAUUAAUGUUGCUACCAGAAUAGAUUGAGAGCAGCAGGAGUGAGAUGAUCGCUGGAAUUGAAAACUGACAAAGAGUGGAUCGACCUCCCUGUGGAAGUGACCACAUGAGCACCACAUGCCAACCUAUAGAUGUUUAAUGUAAUUAAUGCUCCACUUUACACUCAUAUAUGAACGAGUAAGUCAAUGAUCUGCAGAGUCAUUAGUAGGUGCAGCUCCACUUGCAGGAGUCGUCCAGUAGAGAGCAGUGCAGCGACAGAUCAUUUCUAAUAAAAUACUGCUUUUAUUGUGUAAAGGAAAAAAAAUAAAUAAAUACCCUAUUUGCACAAGAUGAACUUGUCUACGACGCUCUUUAAAACUCACAAUAUACAGUAUAAUCUCAGUCUAAUCUGUCGUGUUGAGACAGUUGAGAUUAACUAUAACAUAUGCAGAUACACGUACAGUAUACUUUUACUUUUGACUUGAACGAAAACAAACACACUCAGUCCUUUCUGUGCCAAGACACUGUCAGAUUUGCAUAGGUGGCAGAAGGUGGGACCAAAUCCCUCGCGGGGCCCAGGACUGAUUAAUGAUUACAGGGGAUUAGGAGGAGGGUCAGAACCUGGUUACUACAGUCUCACUCCGAUGCUGCUGCUGCGGCUUCUUUCAUACAAACUGUGUCACUACGGCCACAUUGUUGUGUCGGAAACAGAGAAGCCCAGGACGUCAGCAAGAGGAGAACGCGACGAGGACCGGGAAAUGACGUGAAUGCUGAGUCUCAAAGAGUUGCCAGCACCUAUAAUCAAACCAGUAUGCCGAGUCCACAUGAUAUUGAUCAUGACAACCAGGCUAAGCUGCUUAUGAAAGAACCUGCGGUGAACUGUUCAACCAACCCCCCUCCCACUGAUCUCCAACACCCCCUGGAGGAUAACCUGUUCCUCUCCCUUCAUCCACCUGUGUCCCACCCUUAAUCCCCCUCCCCCCCCCACGUUGACUUUCAAGAAAAACAGAGAUGGCGGUCUUGAGAGUGAAGUUCACCAAGACCAAGAGGGACAAGUUGGCCCAGGUGCUGUGGAUCCUCAACUGGAUCUCAGUGGUGACGGGAGCCAUCCUCUUCAGUCUGGGGCUUUUCCUCAAGGUGGAGAUCAACAAGCGAGUAGAGGUGAUGGCUGAGAGGGACAUCCAAUACAUGCCCAACAUGCUCAUCGCCGUGGGCCUCAUCGCCUGUGCCAUCAACUUCCUGGGUGGGAAGAUCUGCUACGACUGCGUGGACAGCACCAAGUUCUUGCGCUGGAAGCUGAUCAUGCUCCCCUACAUCAUAUGCACCUUCUUCUUCACCUUCUGCGUGCUGGUGGGCGCUCUGAUGUGCUACAGCAUGCGCGGGGAGCUGGAGGAGUCUCUGAACCUGGGCCUGACUGAGGCCAUGAAGUUCUACAAGGACACAGACACGCCGGGCAGAUGUUUCCUCAAGCGCACCGUGGACAUCCUGCAGAUAGAGUUCAAGUGCUGCGGCAACAGUGGCUACAGAGACUGGUUUCAAAUGCAGUGGAUCAGUAACCGCUACCUGGACAUGUCUCAGAAAGAGGUGGUGGACCGAUUAAGGAGUAACGUGGAGGGGAAGUACCUGAUGGACGCCGCCCCCUUCAGCUGCUGCAACGUCAACUCCCCGCGGCCCUGCAUCCAAAAGCAGAUCACCAACAACUCUGCCCACUUCAACUACGAGCACCAGACGGAGGAGCUGAACCUGUGGAUGAAAGGCUGUCGACAGGCGCUGCUGGAACACUACAACUACAUCAUGCAGUCCAUCGGCCUCGCCGUCCUCAUCACCUGGCUGUUUGAGCUGUCAGUGCUGACAGGAGUCCGUUACCUUCAAACGUCCCUGGAAAACGUGCUGCGGCAGGGAGAUCCCAACUCCGAGUCUGACGGCUGGCUGCUGGAAAACAGCUUCAUUGAAACAGCGCGCAUUAACCUGAACAUCAUCAAGAGUCUGGGCAAGAGUAACCAGAUAGACGAAGCCAACAAUGGAGACCCCAAUAUCAAUGUCCCGUCCACUUCCAAAGCACACUACGGGCCAGACAAUGUGCCACCAAAGCAGAUGAGUGAAUCCAGUUGAUCUCACAGCUGGCACAGAAGCCUCAGUGUGUCAGUAUAAUGUUGCUCACUGAGGCUUACACAGACGACUAAAAAUACAUGCAUACGUAAGCAGGCACAGCUGUUUGUGUGUGUGUGUGUGUGUGUUUUGCCUUUCUUAACUUUUUCCAAACACAAAACCAUACAUUCAUACAUUCUCGAUACAACCGAUCACCAUAAAUGUGCACAUUUUACAAUACAUGUACACAACUGUACUGUAAUCUGUUUACAAACGAUAUUUUACUGUUGCCUGUGUGCUGUCAAUUGAAAACGCAAUGUUUCAUACAACCUUUUUUGUUGCAGCACUGGAUUUCAAAAUGAAGUUGCAUUUAAGCUUGAAUUAAAGAAAGAACUCAGAGAAUGGAAGACGCCGCCAAGGUAAACUAUUGAAAAGACAAAUCUGGCCAGGUCACCACCAAAACCUGAUCAUUUCUACUAUGGGUCAUAACCUACAUCCUGUAAGUAAUGUUGUUCUUAGGCAGACAAAUACUGGCAAACACCUCCUUGACGUAGUUAAUUAAUGAUGUGGAGAAGUUUGAGCUGCCGUGUCUACAAACCUAGGGAGAGUUUAUUAUUAUUUUAUCUCAAGUUUCAAGCAUUUCACAUACACAAACAGAGCAUGGGCUGAUUUGGCCUCGAGUUAAAUACAGUAGUUGGAGCUGGAAGAUGUUUUGGAUGAUGGUGCCAUCUUCAUUAUCUAUUCUGUGCAUUUCCAUUAGCACAUGGGCGGGGUUUAGUUGCAGUAGGUUAGCAAACAAAGGUCCACCAAGGGUAGAAAAUGAUAUAAUACACUGAUAAUAAUUCAUAAAUGUAGUAUUUUCAACAUUUACACAUAAAAACAGACACAGAUCCAUGAGUAACUGAGUCUAUGGGCUGGUUGAGCCACCGUGUGCCUCAGCAAUGAUCUUAUUUGUCCUGGCUUCAACAUGCGUUCACCUUCAUCCACUCUAAUAUCUUUUGUUUAUUUGCUGAUGGCUUUGUCUCACAGGAAAGAAAGAACAUGAGGUUGCUUUAUGUGAUGUGAACAAUUACACAAUUUGUGAAAUGGCCUCUGCUGCCUCAUGUUUAAUAAG